AUGAUCGUCUCCGGGAGUGUGUUGCUGGAGACCGUGUUCAAACGCUGGGACUCCCAGGGGACCUUGCAGUGUGACGGUCGCCACAAUGUCUCCCUUCCUGUGUACACAGUGCAAACAAAUGAUGCAGGGUUCCUUGGUCUCCUCAAUGACGUCCCAGCGGAGAUUCGGAAGUUGUUUCCAGAGAAAAGCAUGGGAAUGCACAUCUCUACAGGUGACUCUGGUGUCAGAGAGGAAGGAGGGGCUGGGUCUGAUUGGUCCAGCAGAGCAACCACCUGGGGAGGAACCAUGAACUCCAGCUCUGUGGGGAUUCUGAACCCUACUGCAUGUCUACACCUACGGGACACACUGCUCUUCACUGUCACCAGACAACAUUACCCUCAGUAUGAUGUAGAGAACCUGUACAAUACCAACCGUGACUUUGACUGGGGUCCUCUGAGACGGCUGGCUGAGGACCUGACACUGGCCAGGACACCACCGACACUCUUCUCAUUGGUCUUCACUCAGCCUGGGGUGUACGCCUUCAAACUCAGCGAUCAUCAAUACAAACACAUGUAUGUGAGGGUAAUGCCAGCAGGUGGACAGUGCUAUGAGGCUGGACCGUUCUUCCCCACUGUCCCCCAUCAUGUGACAAGAAUGGGCAUCGCCAAGAGACGACACCUGCUUCUACGCCCUGACUGGUUGGUGACAGGAGGACUGCUGCUUGGCGCUAUGGUCAUCCUCAGCCUGUGUGUGACACUGCUGAUCUUGUUUCGGGAGUAUGGUUGGCCAGAGAAAGUGGCCACCAGAGCCCAGUACCGUACACUCCAGCUCCAGUACCCCAUGGAAGACUACGCCUCAAAGGGUUCCAGGGUGACGACAUUAAAGAAGUACCACAGAAACCUCCAGGCCAGGAUGACGGAGGCCUCUAUACAGCCCGCCCUGCACUUGGAGGCAGAUGAGUUCUGGGACUAUGAGCAUCAGGUGGACCUGGAGGCUUUCAGCACUAACACCUUCUACAGCAUCCUACUAAAACACAGUGUGUCUGUCACCGCUAGACUGAGCCAGCUCAGAGGAGAGGUAUAA
Molecule: messenger RNA, 1062 nt
Organism: Oncorhynchus kisutch (coho salmon)
Lineage: Eukaryota; Metazoa; Chordata; Actinopteri; Salmoniformes; Salmonidae
Exons: 7
Coding region: 1-1062 (353 amino acids)
Source: RefSeq, a predicted model, not a curated record